AAAUGCAGUUGGCAAAUAACAGCUGAACAGCAAAUAAAUAAAAAGAGUUUCGAAGUGUAUUUUUUUGUUUUGCAACGAAAUCAAGGCAUUUUCGUUAAUAAACUAUAAACAUAAUCUAUUUCCGUAACUUGGAAGCAGAUAUAAGCAUACAGAUUGAUUCACUCUACGAUUAUUCUGACGGGGCUACCGUCUUCAGAAAUUUGACCGCUUCAAUAGGAGGGCCUAUAGUGAUUCUGCAAUCAGAUAUGUUGGUUUCUCCAAUCAUGUACUUGGUGUAAUGGGAUCCUGUGUUGCAUGCAGGGCAGAUAUUGGGGUUGGUUUAAUCCGGAUAUUAAUUGGGCCAGAAAACAUUUCAGAUUCAGGGAUGUCGAUAGGGUCAAAAAUAUUACCAUCCAUGCAACUUGAACGCAGAUGUAAAUGAUCGUCUAUCGCUCUUAGAAAGUUCUAUAUAAUAAUUUGUAUAAACCCCAUGUUUAAAUGGAUUUUGACGAUGAAUUAGAAAGCCACUACAUCAGAAAGGAUGAAUUUCUUCGGCAUCCACAAUAUGAUAAAACUGCUAAGUACAACAGAGACAACCCCUACAAAGAUGCAUCAAUUGUCCAUGACUAUAUACCCGCAAUGGUUAUGCACUUAACGUCCUUAAAUGAAAGUUGCUGGCUUGAGAAUUCUAUAAUCAGCAUCCUUGAAGGGCGUUUACGAUUUAAGAAUUGUUUGCUAUAUGGCAACGUGCUGGAUAAGGCUAGAGAACAAAACGCCAGACAUGUUUAUACGUUCGAUGACGGAACUGAAUGCAUUGAAAUUUCUUUAUUCACAAAUGACAAGAAUAUAAAUGCCGUAAUAAAACUUCAAGGAAACUUGUAUGACAUCAUAGGUUGCAGUGAGAAGAAAAUUGCCACUAGCUUGAGUAACAUCUUAUCGGCAAGCAAGAAACAAAUUAACACACCCAAUAUAAAAGCAGGAACGAAAGUUUUGUUAUAUGGGAAACCCUCAUUCUAUUGCAACAAAGUAUCCUUGGAUGUCUACAAUGUUCUGCAAGAUAAUAGCACAGACCGCAGCGUAGAAAUUGCAUUCAAUGAUGAAUUAUUAGCCUGGCAUAAAAAAUACACUUUAUCAUAAAUACACUACUUUCAGUAAAACAAA
Stomoxys calcitrans (stable fly) is the source of this 1140-nucleotide messenger RNA. RefSeq lists its product as uncharacterized. Lineage: Eukaryota; Metazoa; Arthropoda; Insecta; Diptera; Muscidae. The record is from RefSeq and is a predicted model, not a curated record. Bases 478 to 1116 code for a protein of 212 amino acids. The transcript has 2 exons.